AAUUGCAGGAAGUGGCGUCAUUUUGCAGCUCAUUAAACGUCAUCAGCUGUACAGGUGAGUCGGACGGAGGUGAAUGGCGGUAGCUCGGGAAGCUAACGCUAGCUUGAGCACCGUAGCUCCCAGACAGUAGCCACUAGCUGAAAGAGUUUUAGUUGGAAGCGUCACCGUUAAAGCCGCCAUGUCAGAGAAGGCUCCCCUGCUACAUUACCGACUCACCGCCAGUGGCCAUGAGCCGACAGACGUCUCCAAACACGGCAGAGCCAAGGUGGGCAGGGACGGCAGAGGGUCCGGGGAGAAGCCCGCCCGAAAGCUCGGUGUGCUGUUCGGAGUGGUCACACCGACUCUGCUGUCCAUGUUCAGCGUCGUCGUGUUUCUGCGAAUAGGAUUUGUUGUGGGACAAGCAGGGCUCUAUCAGUCUAUUGCCAUGUUCCUGGUGGCCUACUUCAUUAUCACCAUGACUGUGCUCUCUGUGUGUGCCAUCUCCACCAAUGGGGCUUUAGAUGCUGGAGGUGCCUACUACAUGAUAAGCCGAGCCCUGGGUCCAGAGUUUGGUGGCAGCAUCGGGAUCAUGUUUUUCUUUGCCAACGUGUGUGGCAGUGCUCUCUAUGUUUUGGGUCUGGUUGAGGCUAUCAUGUCGGUCUUUGGCAUCCCAGAAGAGGGUGCUGCAGCUUCUGCAGGGCCACAUCAGGUGCUGCCUUCAGGAUACUUGUGGUCUGUGCUUUAUGGCACUGGCCUGCUCUUUUUGUGUUUCCUUGUCUGCUUGGUGGGAGCCCACAUCUAUGCCAAGGCCGCCUUUAUAAUUUUCAUCAUAGUCACAACAGUCCUUGUGUCCAUUUUCAUCAGUUUCUUCAUCGUUGGGCCUGUUGGAGUGAUUUUGCCUGAUACCUCUGUUAACAGCACCAGCCUGACAAUAGCCAAUUUUACUGGAUUCCAACUCCACACCUUGCAGAGUAACCUCUUGCCCAAUUACACAGUGGACUACACCACUGGUGCCAUGAUGAGUUUUACCACAGUGUUUGCUGUCAUGUUCAAUGGUUGCACUGGAAUAAUGGCAGGCUCCAACAUGUCGGCUGAUCUACCCUCCUAUAGUCCUUUUCCUCCAAAUCGCCUGCUCCAAAAAGACUACAGUUUCCUGGGAGACAUCAAUGUAUGGCCGCCCAUGGUGACAGUCGGUGUUUACUCCUCCACUAUAUCUGCUGCCAUGAGUAAUCUGAUUGGAGCUUCCAGGAUCCUUUAUGCAUUGUCCAAAGACAACCUGUUUGGUGGUGUUCUGGCUCUGGCGAGGAAAACAUCUCGGAGUGGGAACCCCUGGGCCUCGGUGCUUGUCUCCUGGUUGCUGGUACAGGUGGUGCUGUUUGCAGGUAAAUUGAACACCAUAGCUGGUAUUGUAACCAUCUUCUUCCUGUUGGUCUAUGCUGCUGUGAACCUGGCCUGUUUGGCUCUUGAAUGGGCUUCUGCACCAAACUUCAGACCCUCAUUCCGCUGUUUUACCUGGCACACCUGCACACUGGGCAUCCUUGGCUGCUUGGUCAUGAUGUUUCUGAUCAGUGCCAUUUAUGCCUUUGCCAGCAUUGCCUUUAUGCUGCUGCUCUUGAUGCUGAUCCACUACUUUGGCCCCAUCAGCAACUGGGGAUACAUCAGCCAGGCUCUCAUCUUCCACCAGGUGCGUAAGUACCUGUUGAUGUUGGAUGUACGUAAAGACCACGUGAAGUUCUGGAGGCCCCAGGUCCUGCUGAUGGUGGCGAACCCUCGCAGCUGUACGGGUCUCAUUACUUUCAUUAAUGACUUGAAGAAGAGUGGCCUCUAUGUAUUGGGACAUGUGAAGCUGGGUUUACUAGACGGGCUGCCCUCUGAUCCUUUGCAAAGCUGUUAUGAAUCCUGGCUGUCUCUAGUAGAUCAUCUAAACAUCAAGGCAUUUGUCAACCUCACCCUGGCUGACUCUGUCCGACACGGAGUUCAGAACCUGCUUUUCAUUACAGGAUUUGGUGGAAUGCGGCCAAACACCAUUAUCUUGGGUUUCUAUGAUGACUGCACCCCACAAGACAACCUCCAAGGUAAAAUUAUUCUGUCUACAGGCUACGGUUUGGAUACUGUCUGUCUAACCAAAGACCCCAGGGAGCAGCGGUCCCCUUUCUUCCCCAGUGUGCGGGGCGUGGAGCAAACCAAAGAUUUUCAGGAAGAGGAAUACGUGUCGGUGAUUGCCGACGCUGUUAAAAUGGGGAAGAAUGUGACACUGGCUCGUUACUUUGAUCAGUUCAACCGGGAGGAGGUCUUGGGUUCUGGAAGAAAGAUUGCAGGCCACCAAAGCAUGAUGGGGCCCUUCGUCGAUGUGUGGCCUCUGAAUCUGCUUCAACCAGACAGCCAUGGCUACGUUGACAUCUGCUCGCUGUUCCUCCUGCAGCUGGCCUGCGUUCUGCAAGAGACUCGCGCCUGGAACCAGGCAAGACUCCGCCUCUUCCUGUGCGUGGAGGCUGGUUGCAGUCUGCAGGUAGAGGAGGAGACGAAGCUCAGGGUGAUGCUUAAGAAGCUAAGAAUCUCAGCUCAGGUGCAGAUGGUGGCUUGGGACGAGGUGGUAGCGCUUCACUGGCAGAGACAAGGAGAGCGGGAGAAAGGGAAUCUGGCAGAGUCUGCGCAGAGUGAGGAGAAGAUGGAGCAAGAAGAAAGAGCUCAAAAGGAAGAUGGCAAUGAAAUGUUCCCCAAUAAUGCUGCUCAGCUCACGGAUGAAUACAUCUGUGCCGUCAACAAUCUAAUUCUCCGACACGGAGCCCCUAAACCUGCUGUGCGUUUCCUGUAUUUGCCUCGCCCACCUGCAGACAUAAACCGUUACUGUGCCUACCUGCACCAGGUGGACCUGUUGAGUCGAGACCUCGGCCCAACAUUGCUCAUUCAUGGAGUCACUCCUGUGGUCACUACUGAUCUCUAGAUUUUUACUACCAACUCCAUCAAAUCUGCACCGUUCCUCCAUGGAACUGCCUUUUGCCACCAAUUAAUUCACCUGAUAUUUAAGCCGUCAACCACAUAUGUUUUCCUUUAAUUCAAUAACUCAAUACAAAAUGGAUUUCAUUAGAUUACUUCUGCGAUUACUCUGCAUAAAAUAUUUGCACUUUUUUUUGGAGCGAAAGGAGGAAAGGUUUUUGCGAUUCCUUCCCUUCCUGAAGAAUUAGUCCUGUGCUCUAGUUUCUUUCCAUUGCAUUUUGUAAAGUACAGUUUAAACAUGGGGACCGAGCUUUGUUUGUUGUGUUGUAUGUUUGUUUAUUAGAAAAAUAAAUUGACUGAAUUGUUGUA
Molecule: messenger RNA, 3285 nt
Organism: Paralichthys olivaceus (Japanese flounder)
Lineage: Eukaryota; Metazoa; Chordata; Actinopteri; Pleuronectiformes; Paralichthyidae
Source: RefSeq, a predicted model, not a curated record